Molecule: messenger RNA, 2304 nt
Organism: Verticillium alfalfae VaMs.102
Lineage: Eukaryota; Fungi; Ascomycota; Sordariomycetes; Glomerellales; Plectosphaerellaceae
Product: aconitate hydratase
Exons: 6
Coding region: 187-2304 (705 amino acids)
Biological process (GO): tricarboxylic acid cycle
Cellular component (GO): cytosol; mitochondrion
Molecular function (GO): aconitate hydratase activity; 4 iron, 4 sulfur cluster binding
Source: RefSeq, a predicted model, not a curated record
UCUUGAUUUACUGUCGCCCUCUGUGACGGUCUACAACUCACUACUCCCUUUCAAUUGACCCCCUCCGACCAGCUUGAGCUGCUGUUCUUCCCCACCCGUCGUAGUCAUGAUGCCUCACGACAGCUCCUGGGCAACGUCGCCCGGAGCCGCACUGCUGCCGUCGGCAGCACUGGUCUGCGCCGCAGCAUGGCCACUGUAUCUGAUUCCCCCCUCGACCGCAAGGUCAAGCAAAACAACUGGGAAGACAAUAACUUCAUCAACUACAAGAAGAUGUCUGAGAACCUCGCAAUUGUGCGAAGCCGUCUUAACAGGCCUUUGACCUAUGCCGAAAAGAUUCUCUACUCUCACCUCGACAACCCUCACGAGCAGGACAUCCAGCGCGGCUCCUCUUACCUGAAGCUGCGCCCUGACCGCGUCGCGUGUCAGGAUGCCACUGCGCAGAUGGCCAUUCUCCAGUUCAUGUCCGCCGGCAUGCCUUCCGUCGCCAACCCCACCACUGUGCACUGCGAUCACUUGAUUGAGGCACAGAUUGGAGGCGCCAAGGAUCUUGAGCGCGCCGUCAACAUCAACAAGGAAGUAUACGACUUCCUUGCCUCCGCCUGCGCCAAGUACAACAUCGGCUUCUGGAAGCCCGGUUCCGGUAUCAUCCACCAGAUUCUUCUUGAGAACUACGCUUUCCCUGGUGGUCUCUUGAUCGACAUCAUUCUCAAGCUCGCUGGCAUCUUGACUGUCAAGGGCGGCACCGGUGCCAUUGUCGAGUACUUCGGCCCUGGUACCAACACCAUUUCCGCCACCGGCAUGGCGACCUGCUGCAACAUGGGAGCUGAGAUUGGCGCGACGACGUCCGUCUUCCCUUUCAACGACCGCAUGUACGAUUACCUGGCAGCCACCAAGCGCAAGGAUAUUGGUGACUUCGCUCGCACCUAUGCUCACGAGCUCAAGGAGGAUGAGGGUGCUCAGUAUGAUCAGCUGAUCGAGAUCAAUCUGUCUGAGCUCGAGCCCCACAUCAACGGACCUUUCACCCCGGAUCUGGCCACCCCCAUCUCCAAGUUUGCUGAGGCUGCCAAGGCCAACAACUGGCCUGAGGAGCUCAAGGUCGGUCUCAUCGGUUCUUGCACCAACUCCUCUUAUGAGGACAUGUCCCGUGCUGCUGCCAUCGCCCGUGACGCUCUCAACCACGGCAUCAAGGCCAAGGCUGCUUUCACUGUCACUCCUGGUUCCGAGCAGAUCCGCGCUACUAUUGAGCGUGAUGGUCAGCUCCAGACUUUCGAGGAAUUCGGCGGCAUGGUCCUUGCCAACGCUUGUGGUCCCUGCAUUGGCCAGUGGGAUCGUCAGGACGUGAAGAAGGGCGAGGCCAACUCCAUUAUCUCGUCUUACAACCGCAACUUCACCGGUCGCAACGACGGCAACCCUGCCACCCACUCUUUCGUCACCUCGCCUGACCUGGUUGUCGCCAUGACCAUUGCCGGUAGCCUGCACUUCAACCCCCUUACAGACACUCUCAAGGAUAAGGACGGCAAGGAGUUCAAGCUGUCUCCCCCUACUGGUGACGGUCUUCCCCAGCGUGGUUACGAUCCCGGACAAGACACCUACCAGGCCCCUCCCCAGGACCGUGCCUCUGUCAACGUCCAGGUCUCCCCCACCUCUGACCGUCUCCAGGUUCUUGAGCCCUUCACGCCUUGGGAUGGCAAGGAUGCCACUGAUCUCCCCAUUCUCAUCAAGGCCCAGGGCAAGACCACCACUGACCACAUUUCCAUGGCUGGCCCCUGGUUGAAGUACCGUGGCCACCUGGACAACAUUUCCAACAACAUGUUGAUCGGCGCCAUUAACGAAGCCAAUGGCGAGGCCAACAAGAUCAAGAACUUCACCACAGGCGAGUUUGGUGCCGUUCCUGCUGUUGCCCGUGACUACAAGGCCAAGGGCAUCAAAUGGGUUGUCGUUGGCGACUGGAACUACGGCGAGGGUAGCUCUCGCGAGCACGCUGCUCUUGAGCCCAGGCACCUUGGAGGACUGGCUAUCAUCACCCGCAGCUUCGCCCGUAUCCACGAGACCAACCUGAAGAAGCAGGGCAUGCUUCCUCUUACCUUCGCCGACCCUGCCGAUUACGACAAGAUUAAGCCUGAUGACAAGGUUGACAUCCUUUGCACCAACAUUGCUGUCGGUCAGCCUAUGACGAUGGUCGUGCACCCCAAGGACGGCGCGGCCUACGAAGUCAAGCUGCUGCACACUUACAACGAGCCCCAGAUUGAAUGGUUCAAGAACGGCAGCGCCCUCAACACCAUGGCUAAGGCUGCCAAGGCGUAA